AUGGCAAAUGGGGAGCAAGAAGAGAACCAGGUCGGACUGCAAAAUCUGGAGGAGCAAAAACUACUGUCGACGUCGGAAUCAGCAAAGCCCGAAGACGUAGAUGACCCACAAGGCGAGGGUGCAGAUCCGUGGGAGUAUGCUCACGACCCGACGUUUGUGGAGAACGACAACUUCUGGACUCGCAAUAAAGCGCUUCUUUUAACCCGCGGCUGGGUUUACGGCACGCAUCUGAUCUAUGACCUAGACAAGCGUACGCUAUCUCAAUUCUCUGUCUCUGAGGCUGCACGAAGUGACUGA
Molecule: messenger RNA, 297 nt
Organism: Grosmannia clavigera kw1407
Lineage: Eukaryota; Fungi; Ascomycota; Sordariomycetes; Ophiostomatales; Ophiostomataceae
Exons: 1
Coding region: 1-297 (98 amino acids)
Source: RefSeq, a predicted model, not a curated record